Messenger RNA from Dentiscutata heterogama, 209 nucleotides. NCBI's taxonomy places the organism in Eukaryota, Fungi, Glomeromycota, Glomeromycetes, Diversisporales, Gigasporaceae. The record is from the annotation of a GenBank genome assembly.
CUGAUUUUAUAUCCACAAAUCAUUUUGCUUCUAUAUUUCAAACUGAUUCUAUUCCGGUAGCAAAUAUUACUAUUCUGACAUUUCAUUCUGUAAUGAUCUAUACCAAAAAAAAGUCUCUAUAUAAAUCUAAUAUUCAUGUUACUCAGGAUAUGACUUUCCAAAAUCUACUUGCUUAUAUAUUUCCAAAUGGACCACCAAAUAGAAAAUAA